This is a messenger RNA of Macaca mulatta (Rhesus monkey), 585 nucleotides long. RefSeq names its product defensin beta 118 (gene DEFB118). Gene Ontology annotation, cellular component: extracellular region. Gene Ontology annotation, biological process: innate immune response. The record is from RefSeq and is marked provisional. Lineage: Eukaryota; Metazoa; Chordata; Mammalia; Primates; Cercopithecidae.
CUACCAUCUCCUGUUUCCCAAGCACCAUGAAACUCCUGCUGUUGGCUCUUCCUAUCCUUGUGCUCCUACCCCAAGUGAUCCCAGCCUAUGGUGGUGAAAAAAAAUGCUGGAACAGAUCAGGGCACUGCAGGAAACAAUGCAAAGAUGGAGAAGCAGUGAAAGAAACAUGCAAAAAUCAUCGAGCCUGCUGCGUUCCAUCUAAUGAAGACCACAGGCGACUUCCUACGACAUCUCCCACACCCUUGAGUGACUCAACACCAGGAAUUAUUGAUAAUAUUUUAACAAUAAGGUUCACUACAGACUACUUUGAAAUAAGCAGCAAGAAAGACAUGGUUGAAGAGUCUGAGGCGGGACAGGGAACUCAGACCUCUCCCCCAAAUGUUCACCAUACCUCAUGACUUCUUCUCGAAUGUCACUCACCCCUGUCCUCAGAGUGAUAAACUAAGUCACAUACAUAUAGAUAAAACACCACAGUGACCUCCCACUUCCCACCAAUAUGUAAUUCUAUUAAUAGAAACAGCUGUGUAAAGAAGUCUAAAAUUUUCACUAUUUCCAAUGAUAAACUCUUCAGUGCUCUUCUUGAAA